Loa loa (African eye worm) is the source of this 2293-nucleotide messenger RNA. RefSeq names its product BRCA1-associated protein 2 containing protein. Gene Ontology annotation, cellular component: cytoplasm. The record is from RefSeq and is a predicted model, not a curated record. Bases 10 to 1836 code for a protein of 608 amino acids. NCBI's taxonomy places the organism in Eukaryota, Metazoa, Nematoda, Chromadorea, Rhabditida, Onchocercidae. The transcript has 14 exons. Gene Ontology annotation, molecular function: zinc ion binding; ubiquitin protein ligase activity. Gene Ontology annotation, biological process: Ras protein signal transduction; protein ubiquitination.
UUUUAGUUAAUGAGCAAAGUGGCUUCAAUUAUAAUACGUUUGGAAAUACAAACUGGUGCACCGUUCAUUAAGUUCGAGUCUGCCGGUUCUAUCGAAGCGGAAAAUAAGACACAGUCUGAAAAGAAAUUAAUGGCGGAAAGGAAGAAGCACAAGAAAUUGGAUGCGCGAUCUAAAAUUGAGGGAAACAUCUUGCUGCCAGCUGCCGUAGAUAAGGCGAUGGAAUCAGUUGAGCAGACAUCAGUGCAAGCACAGUGCUUAGGCAAUCGUAAAUAUAGUGAAGUAAUUGUGCAGACUUUCUCUAAGGAUCAAGCAGCAUCGAAUAGACAUAAAUCCCUCACUCCCGAUAGUCAAGAGGAGCCUUCAUCUGUGCAAACAAUUGCUUCUGGUCCUUCUCUUUCUUCGAAAGUGACUGGUGAAGGAUCGGAUAUAUGCAAUUUAUCAUUUUUCUCCGGAAAUCCAUUUGUCGAAAAAACAUCGGGGAUUCUUCAUUUUUACAAAAAAAAAGAAACGAGUUCAGCAGAUGCUAGAGGUGAUUGUUCAAUAUUAUGCAUGUUAGGAGUCCCAUCAUUGCUUUCGUGUCGCGAGCUGCUAAGAUUUAUUGCUCCAAGUUCACAAUAUAUUACUGCAAUGAAAGUGAUACGUGAUUCAACACCAAAUCAGUAUAUGGUUAUCAUUAACUUCCGAUCUCACGAAGCCGCUGUUCGUUUUUACGAUGAGUACAAUGGCAUAACAUAUAAUGCAAUUGAACCGGAAGAGUGUUCGCUCGUUUUUGUUGAAAAGAUUGAAUCGGUUCGUGAAGAAGCUGGUGGUAGUCUACCUGCGGAAAACAUGACAGAACUGCCAACAUGUGCAGUUUGUUUGGAGCGUAUGGAUGAUGGUGUGCUGACUAUUCUAUGUAAUCAUACUUUUCAUGCUGAAUGUUUAGAGCAGUGGGCGGAUACGACAUGUCCAGUAUGUCGGCAUAGUCAAACACCUGAGUUGGUGGCAGAUCAGAAAUGCUCUGUUUGUGGGAAAACCACGGAUCUGUGGAUAUGCCUAGUGUGCGGAAAUAUUGGUUGUGGUCGUUAUGUAGAAGGUCAUGCUUACAGACAUUUUGAAACAACUUCACACACAUUCACUUUGGAAAUUGGUGGUGAGCGUGUAUGGGAUUAUGCAGGUGACAAUUAUGUGCAUCGUUUGAUACAAAGCUCACCUGAUGGUAAAAUGGUCGAAUAUAGAAGAAGCGGUAUUAGUGAUAGCGGUGAGAAUCCGAAUGAGAAAUUAGAGUCAAUCCAGUUGGAAUAUACUUGCUUGCUUACAAGUCAACUGGAAUAUCAAAGGACAUUUUACGAGAACAAAAUGAAUGAACAAGAACGACUAUUUAGCACGUUAGAAAAACAUAAUCAGGCCCAGGUUGAUUAUCUUGAAAAGGAAGUCGAGGGAAUACGACAAGAAUGCAAUGAAUUGAAAAAAACUUUAGCUUCCUGUACACAGCAACGGCGCACUAUUGAAAAGAAGCAUCAAAAUACUCAGAAUAAAUUGAACAAAGCAUUGGCAGAAUUGGCGGACGAACGUGCUUUAAACGAGUUAUUACGAUCCGAUCAGGAAAAGUGGUCUGCGAGACUGGCGGAAAUGGAAGCAAAAAAUACCAAUUUACAUGAAAAAUACGUUGCUACGGUGAAUGAUCUCAAUGAACAAAUUCGUGACUUGAUGAUGCACUUCGAAGCUGAAGCUAAAAUACAGGAUGCAGUUGAAAUGAACAAAGUUACUGAGCAGGAGAUUAAUGAAGGUAGCGUAGUUGUGGCGGAUCCACCACAGCGCACUCCAGUGAGGAAUCGCAGACGUAGGAAGAAGUAAUUUCAACACAGCAUUAAAAAUAUGAUAGAAAAGCAUGAUCAUUUUCUUCUAUUUCUUUCAAAUUAGCUGUGCCAUUUUGUAGAGUCGUUUUUCAAACUUAAAAAUCUUUCAAUUUGUGCAGUAUAUUUUAGCGAAAAACUGAUGCUUUCUUUCUGUUUUGUGACACCAUUGAUUAUUCUACACUUUUCAUGUAAUAUUUAGUGUCUGAACGUCAUCUUUCCACCGUAAACGCCUGAGUUUCUUGUUGAACGCUUUUCAUUUGUCAGAUGUAAGACAAAUCACAGGUUAAACUCACAUGCACUUAAAAUGUCAUCUUUCAAGUGUUUCGUCUGAUUUUUCGGCCAUUUCAUGUUUCCAGUGAUUGAAGCACUUAAAAAAUGGAGAGUAGCGGGCUUCCUACGAAGAACAGAAGAUUAAGCGGCCCUAAGUAUCAUAGUUUUACAACUGGAGAAGCUCG